AUGAAGAUUAACGUCAAGACUCUCAAGGGGACUCACUUCGUCAUCCAAGUGAACCCUCAAGACACGGUUGCUGAUAUGAAGAAAAACAUAGAGGCAGCGCAAGGUGCUAACAUUUACCCUGCCGCGCAACAAAUGCUUAUUCAUCAGGGGAAGGUGCUUGUGGAUGCCACAACCUUGGAGGAAAAUAAGGUGGUUGAAGAUAAUUUUGUGGUGAUCAUGUUGGGCAAGAAUAAGGAAGCCCAACCUAAAAGUUAUUUUCCUCCUACUUCAUCAACAUCUCAACCUCCUGCGUCGACUGUUGGACAGGGAGAAUCCAAUUCCAAGCAAAUUCCAGAUAUAACUCCUCCCCCUAGUUCCGUGUCUGGUAUCUAUGGCCAUGCAACAUCAAAUCUUAAUACAGGAAGUAAUUUAGAAUCAACUAUUCAACAAAUUCUAGAAAUGGGGGGAGGAAAUUGGGAUCGGGAUACUAUUAUCCGUGCCCUUCAAGCUGCAUUUAACAAUCCUGAAAGAGCUAUUGAAUAUCUCUAUUCUGGCAUUCCUGAGGAAGCUGAUGCAGCAGAAGUUGCCAGAUCCCCCAUGACUCGACAGGCAGAAAACUCAUCAAUCCAGGCUCCCCAGCCAGCUAUACCUACUAGUGGACCCAACACAAGUCCACUCAACCUGUUUCCUCAUGGCAUUCCCGAAUUGGGUACACCUACAGAUGAUAAUAUAGCAGACUUGGAUUUCUUGCGAAACAAUCGACGGUUCCAAGAAUUAAGAGCGAUGGUGCGAGCAAACCCCGAACUUUUGCAGCCUAUGCUUCAGGAUGUGGGAAAAAGAAAUCCUGAGCUACUGCACGUCAUCCAAGAUCAUCAAGAAAACUUGCUUGACCUUAUAAAUGAACCUCUAGGGGAUGAGUAA
This is a messenger RNA of Sphenostylis stenocarpa, 900 nucleotides long. NCBI's taxonomy places the organism in Eukaryota, Viridiplantae, Streptophyta, Magnoliopsida, Fabales, Fabaceae. The record is from the annotation of a GenBank genome assembly.